UCUUGCGAAAUCUAGCGGGCCCUCCCUCUUUCUCUCUUGCCUUCUUAAGCCAAGCAAAGCCUGGAGCCUCAUUGCUCAGCUAGAAACUCUGCGACGCUUUUUUUCCCCGAGGGCCUGGCUGGCGAGCACCUGCGGCUGCUGUGCUGGGACUCGGCCUGGAGGAGUCUCUUCUUUCCGCAGUAAUGGAGAAAACAUAUACAAAUGCCCUUCCUCUCACUAGGACUUCUUCUGAAAAGCAAGAGACUAUCUGUAUUUUUGGAACAGGAGAUUUUGGACGAUCACUGGGAUGUAAAAUGCUUCAGUGUGGUUAUUCUGUGGUUUUUGGAAGUCGAAACCCUCAGAUGUCCAGCCUGCUGCCCAAUGGUGCAGAGGUCUUGAGCUAUGCCGAAGCAGCAGGAAGGUCUGAUAUUAUCAUUCUAACAAUCCAUAGAGAGCAUUAUGAUUUUCUCACAGAACUCGUUGAAGUCCUCAAUGAGAAAGUUUUGGUAGAUGUCAGCAACAACCUCAAGAUCAAUCAGUAUCCAGAAUCUAAUGCAGAGUACCUUGCACAGUUGGUGCCAGGAGCCCAGGUGGUAAAAGCAUUUAACACCAUUUCAGCCUGGGCUCUCCAGUCAGGAGUGAUGGAUGCAAAUCGCCAGGUGUUCAUCUGUGGAAAUGACAACAAAGCCAAACAAAAAGUGGUGGAUAUUGUUCACAAUCUUGGACUGACUCCAUUGGAUCAAGGAUCUCUUAUGGCAGCCAAUGAAAUUGAAAACUACCCCCUGCAACUGUUUCCGAUGUGGAGGUUGCCCUUCUAUUUGUCUGCUGCACUAGGUCUCUUCUUCUUUUUCUACUGUGUCCUAAGAGAUGUUAUCUACCCUUAUGUUAACGAAAAGCAAGAUAAUACAUUUCGCCUGGCUAUUUCCAUUCCAAAUCGUGUCUUUCCGAUAACAGCACUUAUCUUGCUGGCUUUGGUCUACUUUCCUGGUGUUAUGGCUGCCAUUUUGCAGCUCUACAGAGGGACAAAAUACCACCGAUUUCCAGCCUGGCUUGAUCAUUGGUUACUUUGCAGAAAGCAGCUUGGCUUGGUAGCUCUGGGAUUUGCCUUCCUGCAUGUCAUCUACACACUUGUGAUUCCUAUUCGCUAUUAUGUUCGAUGGAUUUCAAGGAACAUCACCAUUGCCCAGAUCAUGAACAAGAAAGAGAAUCCGUUCAUUACCUCUACAGCCUGGCUUAGCGAUUCCUAUGUGUCUCUGGGAAUCCUGGGAUUUUUUCUGUUUGUACUCUUGGGCAUCACUUCCUUGCCAUCAGUUAGCAACACAGUCAACUGGAGAGAAUUCAGAUUUGUCCAGUCCAAACUAGGCUAUUUGACCCUGAUCUUAUGCACAGCUCAUACCCUGGUGUAUGGUGGGAAGAGAUUCCUCAGCCCUUCAAGUCUGAGAUGGGGUCUUCCUUCAGCCUAUGUGUUAGCCCUCAUCCUUCCUUGCAUGGUACUGGUUAUCAAGUUUAUACUCAUCAUACCAUGCAUAGAUAAGGCCCUUACUCGGAUCCGCCAGGGCUGGGAGAGGAACUCAAAAUACUCAAAAUCAGCACUGAAUGGAAGAUCUGAUAUUUAAAGCAACGUUGAACUGUUUUCCCUCACCAUUCUCUGAAGUGUUAUGAAAUGCUGCCUGACUUGGAGAACCUGAUGUGUUGGGAAACAACACUUCUUUUAUUUCAGGUUGGUGAUGAAUCAUAGCAAGUCUGGAGGUCAUGAAGCUGAGAAUGAGAUUAGCACAGUGGUUUCACAUUAAGAAAUUCCUUGAUUGUAGGCAACAUGAAUGAUGUAAUGUCUUACAAACUCCGGGAGGUGGCGGGGUGGGGGGGGGGGGCGAUGUAUCUCACUUCCUUCUAUAACUCAAAAGAAGAGAUACAUGAAAGAGAAAGCACAGUGAUAAACCCAGAUGAAGAUUUUGCUUUCGGCAUGUGUCUGAAGAAGGGGCCUAAAUGAAGUACAAGGAAUGAAAUUUGUUUCUGUCUUUCUUUUCCAAAAGUAAUGGUGAUCCAUAUAUAGUGCCAUAGUGAUUUUAUUCUGUCUUGUUUGUUAAUGGAUUUGGUAGUGGUGGUGGGAUGUUUUGCUUACUUGCUUGCUUUUUCUAAAGUUGAAACUCAAACCCAGGACUUCAUGCAUGGUAGACAAACUAUCACUGCACUGCAUCCCACAUGAUCUGAUGUUUCCUGUGAAUUGAAAUAUUUUAUAACACAACAAAAUUAUCACCGUUGACUGGAAGUUAACCAUGCUUUGAGUAGACCCAAAACUGCCAUGGUAGUAGGAUCUUUUCUCUACAAAAGCUAAGUAUAGAAAAAAAAACUAAGUAUAGAAAAAAUUGAGAAAGGAUAGAAAUAUAUUCAUUCGGGUUUUUUAAGGUGCAACAAGCAGAAAAAGGUUAAUAGAUGGUUUUGCACAUAAAAAUCACAUGGAGUAGAAUUUUAAUUAAUACAUAAAAACUAUAAAGUUUCACUAUAUUAGUCCUGCAUUAUGAAGAUAUUAUGGUAGAUUUCAGAAAUUAUAUAUCCUAAAUAUUGCUCAAUGUUGGUCACCUGUGAAUUUAAUUUCUAGUCUGUUAUAAUUUUUAAGCAGUCAAAUUAAAUGAAUUAUGUGAAAUGUGCAUUUAAACAGUGCAGAGAUGAGUAAGAACUGUGGAAAAUCACAGGGAAGAAAGGUGGGUGACAGUAGGUGCUGUAUAAGACCCACUUUGCUUUCUAAUUGUUGGUGGGAUGUAAAUGGAUUUAACAUUUUGCUGUGCGGGUAGGUCCCUCUCCAAGGUGACCUUCAUCAGGAUUAGCCUUCCUAGCCCAAGCUCGGCGCUAAAAGGAGACUGAAGCACAGUCUUCCCACGUAUCACUGAAAUAACUAAAAGGCAUUAGAUUUGACAUUUUUUCUGCCUAAUCUACAAAGGCCAUAUAUAGUUUCCAUUUUCUCUUUUUUUUACUUUUGUUAUCACAUAUUACACUUGACAUUAUACCAAGUGAUUAAGAUAUGUGAGAACAUCACCCACAAUCCAGCUUAUUUUUCUACACAACUUUUUGAAAAUAGCAGUAUCUGUAUCAUUCUAUUCUAUUUAACUUAUUUUUUCCUUUUUAUUUAUUGAAGGCUUUACUCUCUCACUUACAUGAUAUAUACAUGUAUUUAUUGGCAUUUAACUUCUGCCUUUAUUGAACAUGUAGGAAAUAGCCAUUUUUUUACUAAAACAAACAUUUCAUAUAAUAUCUUUGUACUAAUAAAAUUUUUUGUAUUUGUGAUUUUUUUAUGUAUGGUCAACUUGUUCUAGAGUGGCCUCAUCAAUACCAUUUUUAUUGGAUGAGGGUAUUUGUUUCCUCAUAGAUUAGAAGUUUUGUAAUUUUUCAAAUAAAUAACUGCAUCAGUGCAC
Perognathus longimembris pacificus (Pacific pocket mouse) is the source of this 3389-nucleotide messenger RNA. It is a transcript of the gene Steap4, whose product is annotated as STEAP4 metalloreductase. Gene Ontology annotation, biological process: copper ion import. The transcript is spliced from 5 exons. Gene Ontology annotation, molecular function: cupric reductase (NADH) activity; ferric-chelate reductase (NADPH) activity. Lineage: Eukaryota; Metazoa; Chordata; Mammalia; Rodentia; Heteromyidae. Gene Ontology annotation, cellular component: endosome; plasma membrane. The record is from RefSeq and is a predicted model, not a curated record. Bases 183 to 1595 code for a protein of 470 amino acids.